Messenger RNA from Chenopodium quinoa (quinoa), 3196 nucleotides. Its product is annotated as SWI/SNF complex subunit SWI3C-like. Gene Ontology annotation, molecular function: protein binding. Bases 344 to 2629 code for a protein of 761 amino acids. Lineage: Eukaryota; Viridiplantae; Streptophyta; Magnoliopsida; Caryophyllales; Amaranthaceae. The transcript is spliced from 9 exons. The record is from RefSeq and is a predicted model, not a curated record.
AAUUUUUUUUCGUCUGUAAUCAUCAAAUAUGAAUUUGGCAAACCUAGGGUUUAGUUUCAGACAUAUUGUUGAUUUGGUUGUCAGUAAAGUCAAUUUAGGGUUCUUUUAGCAUGGAUUAUUGAACUAUUGGCCAUAAUUACUGAAGUUGAUAUUGUCAAGCGAGAAGAAUUCUAUGUGAUUUCGAGCCUAAUAUGAUUAUAGAGUCAAAUUUGGUUGCAUUGGUGCUGCUGGAUUUUGAAUAUCUGCCCUUUUCCCUCGCUCCUUUUCUCCUUUUGUCACUCCACUAAUAACUAUACGCAUCACAGACCCCACAGUUAUUUCUUCCUCCUAAUUUGCUGGUACAAUGCCAACUUCUCCAUCAGACGCUCGGCACAAAAGGCGUAAAGCAAGGGGGCCAAAGACCAUGAAACGGCACCGUAGUGGUGAUGAGGAAGAAGAAGAUGAAGAAGAAGAGAACGAGGUUGCGGCAGAGGUAGAUGAAGACGAGGACCUCCACCCUAACCCUAAGAAUGCCCAAAAUCCCAGAAUUAGGGCAAUAUCCGGACCUGAAGUGAUCUCUGGAAGUGGCAUCCGAAUCUCGGACUUCCCUGCUGCCAUGAAGUAUGAUGUGAACAGGCCCCAUUCGCUUGUGCUAGAAAUUGCUGCUGCUGAGAGAGAAAGAGAAAUCAAGGGGCAGGGGCAGGGGCAGGGUGGAGGUGCCAUUUUGGAGAAUAUAUCGUACGGGCAGCUUCAGGCAUUGUCUGCUGUGCCAGCAGAUAACCCUGCUCUGUUGGGUUUGGGUUUGGGUUCAGGUUCAGGGGACCAAGAGAGUUCAGUUGUUAUUACCCCACCUCCCAUUAGGGAAGGUAGGGGUGUGGUUAAGAUGUUUUGGGACAGGCUUCAUGUUCUCCCCUUUCACGCAGAGUGGUUUCAACCAACAACAGUGCACAGGUUGGAACGGCAAGUGGUGCCUCAUUUUUUUUCUGGCAAGUCUGCUGAACACAAUGCUGAUAAAUAUCUGGAUUGUCGUAAUCUAAUUGUUGCCAAAUACAUGGAAAACUUGGAGAAGAGGUUAUCAAUUGGGGAUUGCCAAGAAUUGGUUGUUGGUGUUGAUCACGAAGAUCUCAGUCGAAUCUUCCGUUUCCUUGAUCAUUGGGGGAUCAUUAACUAUUGUGCUCCUUCGCCUCCUCAGGAGUCUUGGAGUUUUGAGUCGUAUUUGAGAGAGGAUUCAAAUGGCGAAGUUCAUGUGCCUUCAGUUAUGUUGAAGUCCAUUGAUAGUUUAAUCAAGUUUGACCUUCCAAAAUGUAGGUUGAAGUCUUGUGAUUUGCCCUCGUCAUUACCCUCAACUUCCCCUGAUAUUGCUGACUUGGACAGUAGAGUACGGGAGAUGUUAUCAGAAAGUAACUGUAAUUUUUGCUCUCAGCCCCUGUUAACGGCAUAUUAUCAGUCAAUUAAGGAGGGUGAUACAAUGCUGUGUUCUGAUUGCUACCAUGAAGGGAGGCUUAUUAUUGGUCAUUCAAGCAUGGAUUUCAUUAAGAUAGAUCCUUCAAAAGAAUAUGGUGAUCAAGAUGGAGAUACUUGGACUGAUCAGGAAACACUUCUACUUCUCGAGGCACUUGAAAUUUUUAAUGAUAGCUGGAAUGAAAUAGCUGAGCAUGUUGGAACUAAGUCAAAGGCACAAUGCAUUCUUCACUUUCUUCGUUUGCCCGUAGAGGAUGGCUUACUAGAAAAAGUUGAAGUUCCAUGUUCCUCUGGUCAAACUAAUGGGUCGGUUAUGGACAAUCAUGAUAGACCAUGUCUGAAUGAAAAUGGCGUUUCUUCAGGACCGCAGGAGCAUGAUUCUUCUGAAAAUAGGUUUCCAUUCGUAAAUUCUGCAAAUCCUGUCAUGGCCCUGGUUGCUUUUUUGGCUUCUGCUGUAGGUCCUAGAGUUGCUGCUGCUUGUGCUCAUGCUUCUUUGGCAGCCCUUGCAGAGGAUGAUGGAUCAUUGCAUGGUAAUAGGAUGGAUUCAGAUGAAGGUCCUGUGCAGAGAGAAUUCAGUCAGCUGAAAGACAAAUUAAAUUCAGAAGCAUCUUCAUUAUCUGCCGAGAAAGUCAAAUGUGCUGCAAAAGCUGGUCUUGCUGCUGCAACAAUGAAAGCAAAAUUGUUUGCAGACCAUGAAGAGCGGGAGAUACAGAGGCUGUCUGCUAAUAUUAUAAAUCAUCAGUUGAAGAGAUUGGAAUUGAAGCUGAAGCAAUUUGCCGAAGUGGAGACCUUAUUAAUGAAGGAAUGUGAACAAGUUGAGAAAACGAGGCAAAGGCUGGCUGGUGAAAGGGCUCGUGCUUGUACUACUAGAUUUGGAACCAGUGGAGUUCCUUCACCAAUAAAUUUGUCUGGUCAAGUUAAUAAUAAUAUCAACAGUAAACCACCAGUAGCAUCACCGUCACAGCCUGGGGUUUCUGGCUAUGCCAAUAGCCAAAUGAACCAUCCACAGAUGUCUUUUGUACCACGUCAGCAAAUGUUCUCUUUUGGGCCCCGCUUGCCGCUUUCAGCCAUACAACCUUCUUCCUCAGGGAUGCCGUCAAGUGUCAUGUUUGGUGCUCAAGGGAGUGGCCAGUCUUUGAGUCAUCAAAUGUUGCGACCUGUAACAGGGACUAGCACAGGCAUGGGUUAAUGUCAUGGCAAGAGAUGUAAUUGUUUGUAUUUGAUUUGCCUAUCAGUCAAACUUAAACAGGCUUAUUGUCCUGACAUGCUUAUGACAAUGUUUUUGGUUGGGGGUGCUUUGGUCAAGUCAGAUUUCUGCUGGGAAUCUUUGCCUUGGGAACUUUAGCUACAAUUCAACUUUGGUUAUGUGGAUUUGAUAUGCAAUUGGUUCUGUGGCAGCAAUUCUUUUAUUGUAUCUUGCAUCCUUACUCUGUUCCUCUCGCUAUUAUUUAGCUAUUAUCUUCUUCAAAGUCAAGAAGUGUGGAACUGAUUAAGAUGAAUUACACCGGAAUGCUGUGUAGUUUCUCAUCAUUCCAUUGUUGUGAGCGUGCUCAGCAAGCAAUCAAGUUUAUAAAGUUGCCAAGUAUGUAUUCGUUUGCUUUCCAAAAUCUUAUUGUGUCAAAAAAAGAUAUACUGGUGAAGUGUAGUAUCCCCCUCCCUUAAAUCUCUAGGUAAUGUUGCAUGAAUAUUUGGCGGCAUUUGUUGUGACUUGUGAUUAACUGCAAGCUAAUGGAACAUUUAACAACCUUUUGUUUUU